AAGGGAGAUCGCGAAGGUGGCGGAUGCACAGUUGCGCACCGUCUAUCCGUCGGUACGGUACGCGCGGCAACGGUAUUUCGUGUUCGGUACCACUCGGCGCCAAAGAAGCAACAGUUAUGCCCUCGAAGAUCGUUGCACCGUUGGCUGUCGAUCCGCUGCACCAUUGAAUUUCGUCGCGCGGCGUGCGUGCGUACGUAUGGCGUAUGGCUUACCCUAUGGCAUGGCAUCGCGGGACGUCGCACUGUGCAUCUUUAUCGCAGCUUUUCUCCACGUUAGUCUCGGUCAAACGCCGCCCAAGUCCGAGGUCCUGCCCGAAUUUCUGGCACUCUUGGAGAACCACACGGUUACUCAAGGUCGUGACGUCUCCUUCACCUGCGUCGUUAAUCAUCUUCAAUCUUACAAGGUCGCCUGGAUAAAGUCGGAUUCGCGAGCGAUUUUGGCUAUUCACACUCACAUGGUGGCGCACAACCCGCGCUUGUCCGUCACUCACAAUGGCCAUAAUACAUGGAAGUUGCACGUGACCAACGUUCAACCGAACGACUCCGGCACGUACAUGUGUCAAGUUAAUACGGAUCCUAUGAGGAGCCAGACCGGAUACAUGGAGGUUGUAAUACCGCCUGACAUUAUGGACUUGGAUGAUACAGCGGAUCUUCUGACCACCAAGGAGAACGGCGAUCUACGAUUGCGAUGUCAAGCUACCGGUACUCCGAAACCAGUGGUGAUCUGGCGACGGGAGGAUGGUAGGAACAUCACGCUGAGGAACGAGCACGGCAUUAAACGAACAACGCGAACGUACGAGGGUGAGCAGCUUCAUCUGAAGGGCGUUCAACGACAGGAGAUGGGAUCUUAUCUCUGCAUCGCGUCAAACGGAGUGCCGCCAUCGGUCAGCAAGAGAUAUUACGUCAAUGUCCGUUUCAAACCGGUGAUUAAAGUCCCAAACCAGUUAGUAGCUGCGCCCGUCGACAGCGACGUGCUUCUUCAAUGCUACGUGGAGUCCUCGCCGAAAGCAUUGAACACAUGGUACAGAAAUAAUGAAUUAUCCACUUUAGCAGCCAAACUUCUGGAAGACGAGAAAUACGACAUAUCCGAAGUAACCAUCAAUGACUAUGCAUAUCAAUUAAAUCUCACUAUCAGACGCCUAAACCGAACUGAUUUCGGCACUUACGCAUGUUCCGCUGAGAACGCUUUCGGAAAAGCAGAUGGAUCUAUUAGAUUACAAGAACUACAUAGACCAACGAUAGCGUCCACAAGUCAAACCGAGGUUCUCGAGAAGCAUACCUGGCGAAAACAGACGGAGAAGAAGGGAAAGAAGUACUCACAUGCAAUCGACAGGCCAGAGACUGACUUAAUUCAGAAGACUGUGGGCCACACCACGCCGAUGUCCAGGAGGAACGCGAGCUCCUCAUCGAAUAUCGCGAAUAAGUCGAGGAUUUCCUCGUUUCCGGCGCCAGCGCCGGCACCGGCACAUUCGGCGCCGAAGCAAGUCGCUACCCAAAACGGUGUUAAACCGUCACACGAUUCACGAUUAUGUUUCAUCGGUCUCAGCAUGGUGAUUUUGUUAAUUCUAACUUGCAACUAAUAAGAAUAAAAUUUUUCCCGACGAUGAGAUUCAAUUGCAAAACUGCAAUCAGACUGUUUAUAAUGAUUUUGAGAUUGCUAAAGGGUACACACGAUAAAAUAAUAUUUGACUGACAUUAACAUAAUUUUUUACUCCAUCGUAAGAAGAAUAUAUCUUUCUUUUGACAUCAAGAAGCUUGAAAGAAUGUGGAACAUGGAAAACAUCGAUGCGUUGCUGUAAAUAUGAAAACAUUUUUAUGACAAUAAAUGUAGUUACAUAUAUCCGAAAAGUAGACGCUCACGCUGUUAAAAAUGCACGCUUCUAUCUGUCAUUUUCUCGAAUAUGUUGCAGAAAAAGAUAUUGUUCGAAAUAAACUCAAGUUUGCAUAUAAGAAUCGAUAAAUUUAAAAUAUACAAUUCCUUCCAUGAGAAAGAAACCAUUGCUUUAUAUAUAAUUUAUACAUAACUUUUAAUACUUGUUACGAUGAAGAAAUAUUGUUCCAAUUUGUUUGCGUAACACGAUACAUUUAUAAGCAAUAGAUAUACAUACAUUGAUAAAUUAAAUAAAGAGGGGUCCAUACCAAAAAUCAACUGAAUUGGAAAUUCAGUCUGAGUUGGUCUCUAGAAACUGACUGAAAUAAAUUUAUUCGUUCUUUAGGAACAAUUGUAUUUAUCCCUAACAAGAUUUGUGACAUUCGUGUAUAUACGUAUGACAAUAAAUGUUGUUUCUACUAUCAUUCA
Molecule: messenger RNA, 2298 nt
Organism: Ooceraea biroi (clonal raider ant)
Lineage: Eukaryota; Metazoa; Arthropoda; Insecta; Hymenoptera; Formicidae
Product: lachesin
Cellular component (GO): neuron projection
Source: RefSeq, a predicted model, not a curated record